Messenger RNA from Entrophospora candida, 162 nucleotides. Lineage: Eukaryota; Fungi; Glomeromycota; Glomeromycetes; Entrophosporales; Entrophosporaceae. The record is from the annotation of a GenBank genome assembly.
AUGUUUAAAACAAGAGAAUUAUCAGUUGCUUGGAAAUGUGGUGUAAAAGAUGGCAGAAAAUUGAAAAAUCCAGAUUAUAUUUCAUCUGAUCAAGACAGGAAAAAAGUGGAAGGCCUAGAACAAUUUCUGAGAGAUGUCAAUGCACCAAAACAAAAUAGUUGA